GGGGCAGCAUGUCCGUGCCCACCCGGGGGUCUUCCUCCGUAUCCUGGGCCCUCACGACCCUCCCUGUCUUCUUGCGCCCAGGAAGGCUCCUGGGCCGAUUCCCUGCAGGAAAGGAGAUGGAGAUGAAGCGGCUCAGCCUCUCCCUGGUGGCGGUCCUCUUCCUCAUCCUGGCCCUGCAGAUCUUGUCGGCCGUCGAUUUCGACCCCUACCGGAUCCUGGGCGUCAGCAGGACGGCGAGCCAGGCGGACAUUAAAAAAGCCUACAAGAAACUCGCCCGGGAGUGGCAUCCGGACAAGAAUAAAGAUCCGGGAGCGGAAGAUAAGUUUAUACAAAUCAGCAAAGCCUACGAGAUCCUGUCCAACGAGGAGAAGCGAUGGAACUUUGACCGCUACGGCGACGUGGGCGAGAACCAGGGCUUCCCUCACCAGCAGCAGCAGCAGCAGCAGCACCGCCAGUUCCACCCCUUCCACGAAAGCUUUUAUUUCGACGAAUCCUUCUUCCAUUUCCCCUUCAACUCGGACCGCCGUGACUCCAUCGACGAGAAAUACCUGCUGCACUUUUCGCAUUACGUCAACGAGAUUGUGCCGGACAGCUUCAGGAAGCCUUACCUGAUCAAGAUCACCUCGGACUGGUGCUUCAGCUGCAUCCACAUCGAGCCGGUGUGGAAGGAGGUGGUGCAGGAGCUCGAAGGGAUGGGCGUGGGGAUCGGCGUCAUCCACGCAGGCUACGAGAGGCGCCUGGCCCAGCACCUGGGCGCGCACAGCACCCCGUCCAUCCUUGGGCUGAUCAACGGGAAGGUCACCUUCUUCCACAAUGCGGUGGUCCGAGAGAACCUCCGGCACUUUGUGGAGAACCUUCUCCCAGGGGGUCUGGUGGAGAAGAUCACAGACAAAAACUACGUCCGGUUCCUGUCGAACUGGAAGAAAGAGAAUAAGCCUCACGUCCUUCUCUUUGACCACCUGCCCCUCGUCCCGUUACUGUACAAGCUCACCGCAUUUGCGUACAGAGAUUACUUGUCCUUUGGAUACGUGUAUGUUGGGCUCCGGGGCACCGAAGAACUUUCUAGCCAAUACAAUAUUAACGUCUACACGCCCACCAUGAUGGUCUUCAAGGAACAUAUCGAGAAGCCAGCUGACGUCAUCCAGGCCCGCAACAUGAAAAAGCAGCUGAUCGACGACUUCCUGUCCCAGAACAAGUUCCUCAUGGCCUCUCGGCUCACCAGUCAGAAACUCUUCCAAGAGCUGUGUCCUGCGAAGAAGACUCACCGUCAGCACAAGUACUGUGUGGUCUUGAUCACUGCCGAGGGGGAGAAGUACGCGGAGGGCUACAAAGCCUUCCUGGCCUUUGCCGUGGCCAACACCAAGGAGACCCUGAGGUUUGCUCACAUCUACGGCGACUACCAGCAGGAGUUCGCCCGCACGCUGCUGCGGGGCAACAUCUGGUUUCAGGCAAAGUCAGCUGUGGUCAUCCUCGAGAGACGCAACAACGCUGGGCGGGUCGUGUACAAGGCCCUGGAAGAUCCCUGGAGGGGCACUGAGGAGGACAGCUUCACCCUCCUGGACUUCCUGGAUCAGCUGAGGAUGGACGCAGCCUUUCUCUCCUCGGACGCCGUCCUGCCGGACCUGGCUGAUGAGCUGGCUCCUGUUUUCUUUCUCCGAUGGGUCUAUUCCGCCGCGGACUAUGCCGCGGACUGCUGGGACAGCCUCUUUCGCAGCAACUGGCGGGAAAUGAUGCCCUUGCUUUCCCUGAUCUUUUCGGCACUGUUCAUCCUGUUCGGGACAGUGAUAGUGCAAGCUUUCAGCGAUUCGAGCGACGAAAGAGAUUUGCCUCCCGCCAAGAAGGAUGACCCUCCCCCCAAGAGCGAGAAGAACGACAUGAACUUCACCAAAGAAGACAGGAUUCCCAAAAAGUACUCCGUGAAAGUGACGGAGCUCACAGACAUCACCUACACGAGCAACCUGGUGCGCCUGCGGCCUGGCCACAUGAACGUGGUCCUCAUCCUCUCCAACUCCAGCAAAACUCCUCUGCUGCAGAAGUUCGCUCAGGAGGUCUUCACCUUUACGGGGAGCAGCUGCCUCCAUUUCUCCUUCCUGAGCCUGGACAAGCACCGGGAGUGGCUGGAGGACGUGCUGGAGUUUGCGCAGGACGCAGCCCCGAUCCCCAACCAGUACGACCAGCACUUCCUGGAGCGUGACUACACCGGCUACGUCCUGGCCCUCAACGGCCACAAGCGGUACUUCUGCCUCUUCGUGCCCCACCCGUCGGAGGAGGGCGAUAGCCGCCCGGGCCCCUGCGAGGAGGCCGACCCGGGGGACGUGUGGGGCAGGCCCUCGUCCGCUUGCCGAUCCGUGAAAAGCAAGCUGCACCGGCUGUCCUUGUGGAUGGAGCGGCUGCUGGAAGGGUCGCUGCAGAGAUUUUAUAUCCCCUCCUGGCCGGCGCUAGACUGAACCCAAAUAAAAAUUGUCCGAGAAGGGUUGGGAAGUGACUGGAUUACUGCAGCCGUGGAACGAGGACACCGUGGAGCAGCUUGUGUGUGGAAGGUUUCCACGGUGUCGGAUAGACCGUAGCUUUUAGACGACUUCUCCUAGGCCCGGUGAGUUAGAAGCCGCGUCUUUGCCCUAGGAGCCGCCGGAGAAAGGCGCUGAGAGACCCUCGGGUACCAAAUAGUCCGGACGUCGGGGAGAGCGGACAGGGCACGGUUUCUCCUCCUCCUCCUCCUCCUCCUCCUCCUCCUCCCCCUGCCCCCUUCUCCUUCCCCAGCCUUCGAAAUGUCGAGAGAUGCUGCUGCUGCUGCUGCUGCUGCCAUCAGAACUCUUUGCCUAUGGAUUUUUACAGCUGCUGUUCCUUCAGAGAUGGGUUUUGAUGUUCCCCAGACCGUCCACGGGCGGCUCAGCUCGUUCAGGCCCCCCUGCAUGCGACGGGGCCUGUCUCCUGAGCCAGUCCUGGCUGGCCGUGUCUUCCCCGGUGGCAAGGGACUCAGGGCGUGUGGGAGGGAAUCUCCUCGGCUACUGACCGGUUAACGGGACAGGCAGUCCAGCGGGGGGGGAUGGGGGUGCUUGGCACCCCUGCAGGCCCCCCAGGCCUGUGAAGCUGCCCGCUAAGAGUGAUCCUGGCUGGGCCCUAGGACAGAUCCACGAGCCAUGUCUUUCCGAUGCCUCCCCGCGUCUUCUCUGUGGCUUUCUGUUUAAAGACGGCUAGUCUAGCGCCAUAACCGAGCUACCGCAUCCCUAGAUCGCAAGUGCAAAACCACCAGGCGCCCAAAAGCAGACCCUCUCGUUGCUCCUCUCGUGAGCAGUGCCCCCUCCGCCCUCCACGGGAAGAGGCCAUCUGGGGGCGGCCAUGAAAGUUCCUCGGCGUCCAGGAUCUUGAAUCUCCUUCAGGCCGAACAAGGACGGAACUGCUCAGC
Messenger RNA from Python bivittatus (Burmese python), 3406 nucleotides. Lineage: Eukaryota; Metazoa; Chordata; Lepidosauria; Squamata; Pythonidae. The record is from RefSeq and is a predicted model, not a curated record.